Didymodactylos carnosus is the source of this 2457-nucleotide messenger RNA. Lineage: Eukaryota; Metazoa; Rotifera; Eurotatoria; Philodinida; Philodinidae. The record is from the annotation of a GenBank genome assembly.
AUGUUCAGAUGUGAUCUUCGUUUAGACGAAGUAGAUGAAAAUUUAGAACAUAUAACAGUUAUAUGUUUAGAUAAAAAUAUUAAUGAUAAAAGUGUUGCUUCAAUACAUAUACAAGAAUCAUUAAUUGAAUUGAAUAAUUAUGUUCUAUUCUAUACUGAUGUUCAAUUAUGUAUAGAUUAUAUACGAUCGAUUAAAGAUGAAAAAAUAUUAUUAAUUGUUUCUGGUUCAUUUUCACGAAAAAUUCUUCCCUGUAUUCAUUCUCUAUCAACUAUUCAUUCUAUAUAUUUAUUUUGUGCUAAUCGUCAUUAUCAUACAAACCUUUUGGAUGAAUAUACAAAAAUUAUUGAAAUACAUAAUGAUGAGAAACCUUUAGUUGAAUCAAUUAAAAUAACACUUAGUUUAAUGUCAAAACAAUCAUUAGCAUUUAGUAUAUUUGAUCAGCAACAACAUGAUUUAUCUCAAUAUUCACCCGAAUUUCUUUGGUAUCAAUUAUUAAUGGAUAUUUUAAAACAAUUACCUGAAAAUAAAUAUUCUAAAACAGAAAUACUUGAUACAUGUAGUGAUUAUUAUAGAUUAAAUGAUUUAAUGUUGGAAAAAAUUGAUCAAUUCAAGAAAACAUAUACACCUGAUAAAGCUAUCGAAUGGUAUAGACCUGAUUCAUUUGUAUAUCAAUUAGUUACCAAAGCUAUAAGAACAAAAAAUGUUGACAUAUUAUAUUUAUUACGUUUUUAUUUAGUUGAUUUAGAAGCACAACUUUUACAAGAACACAAACACAAAAAUGCAAGAACCAUAUUAAAAUGUUUUUAUGGUAGUUUGUUAAAUGCACAAGAAUUAAUAAAUAUAAAAAAUGCUGUUGGUCAAUUGAUAUCUAUAAAUGAGUUUUUUUUUGCAACAAAAACCAUAAACGGUGCAUUAGACUCUAUUCCAAAUAAUAAAAAUCAUUUAGAAAAAUAUGUAUUAGAAAUUAAAUUAUAUCCUCGUUUAAAAACAGUUAUUUUUGCAUUUACUGACGAUGAAAUAUUAUUUGGUAUUGGAGGUGUAUUCAAAGUUGAACAUUUUGAAUAUAAUCAAGAAAUAAAAGCAUGGAAUAUUCAAUUAGCAGCAACAGAUAGCCUAGCUACGACUGUAAAAGACUAUUUAUACUAUACACGACAAGAAAUGGAAGAUUAUAGUUCAACAAUUAUAUUUGGACGUCUAUUACUAAAUGAACUUAAUGAAUUUAAUAAGGGUAAAAAUUUUUUCAGUUUAUUAAAGAGAACAUUACCAGAUAUUCACGAGGAUAUUCCAGCUGUUUGGAAUAAUAUAGCAAUUAUCGAAGAAAGAAAUGAAAAUUUUGAUUUAGCUUUACAACAUUAUAAACAAACUUAUGAUUUAAGACGAAAUCGUUUACUACCCAAUCAUCCACUUAUCGCUCAUUCAUUGCAUAAUAUCGGUAUUAUUUAUUAUAAAAUACAUGAAUAUGAACAAGCUUUAGUUUCUUAUAUGAAAGCUCUUGAGAUUUACCGGUUAAAUUAUCCCAAUGAUCAUGUUGAUAAAGCACAGUUAUUAGAUGCUAUUGGUUUACUUUAUGGAGUAAUGGAUGAAUAUGAUCUAGCAAUUGAUUAUUUGAUAAAAGCACAAGAUAUGUUUGAAAAAACAGAACAUUAUCAACAACAAACAUCAAGUUUAGCAAAAAUUGGUAUAAUCUAUGAAGAGAAUAAAGAUUAUGAUCGUGCACUCAAUUAUUAUCGUCAACAAUAUGAAUUGAAUGAAAAAUAUAUACCAACUAAUAAUCAAGAAUUGAUAACAAAUUUUAACUGGAUAAUUGAUGUAUAUAAGAAAAACGAUGAUUAUGAUAGUGCUUUGGACUAUUGUCGAGAAAAUUUAACUAAUAUUCCAGAAGGUAAUCAUUUACGGUCUGGUCAUAUACUUAAGGCAAUAGCCCAUCUAUUAUUGAUUAAAGACGAGCGUGAACAAGCAUGGCAAUAUUAUCAAAAAGCUUUAGUUAGUUUUGAAAAAUGUCAUCCAUCUGAGAAUUUAGCUAUGAUUGAUUGUUUGAAAAUGUUAAGUGCAUUUUAUGCUGAUGAAUGUCAAUUCGAUCAAGCUUUAGCUAAGAGAAAAAAAUUGUUAAAUUUACAAAAACAAAUAUAUCCAUUGUCGUUAGAUUUAGCUUUUUCUUAUAGAUUUAUAGGAGAAAUUUAUUUUGAAAUGAAAAUGUAUACUGAUGCACUCUAUUAUUUCACAAAAGCAUUAAAGCUUUACGAAACAUUUGACGAACAGCAAGAUACUAUUGGUGAAAUUCAAAUUAAUAUUGCUUACCUUACUAGACAACAAACAAGUCAAGGUAGUUUUGAAGAUCUAUCGUCUACAGAAUUGAUUAUUGCUCAAUCAUCGGAUGAAGGAAUCAGUGGUCAUCAUCUUAAAAAUUUAACAAAAUCAAAACAUAAACAAUUUUUUAAAAAAUUUUUUUAUAAAUAA